AUGUCACGCUUCCGACUGACAAAAUCGAGGCCAAAGAUAUUCAACGCCAAUCAGCACAAUACCUUCUCUUGCAGAACGACCUCUACCGACGAGGCCACUCCCUAUCGUUGCUACGAUGUGUUACUCCACAAUGGGGGGACUAUAUCCUACAAGAAAUUCACGAAGCUGCGUGUGGUGACCAUUCGGGAUCCCGAUCUUUGGCCUUCAAAGCCGUUCAGCAAAGCUACUAUUGGCCAACUCUCCAUGCUGAUGCUGUCAAGAUUGUAUAAAAAUGAGACCAGUGCCAACGCUUCGGCUCCAUUCCAAAGCUAUCGACCGAACCACUCACCCCGAUAA
Prunus armeniaca (apricot) is the source of this 336-nucleotide messenger RNA. The record is from the annotation of a GenBank genome assembly. Lineage: Eukaryota; Viridiplantae; Streptophyta; Magnoliopsida; Rosales; Rosaceae.